Molecule: messenger RNA, 3704 nt
Organism: Actinia tenebrosa (Australian red waratah sea anemone)
Lineage: Eukaryota; Metazoa; Cnidaria; Anthozoa; Actiniaria; Actiniidae
Biological process (GO): adenosine to inosine editing; RNA processing
Cellular component (GO): cytoplasm; nucleolus
Molecular function (GO): adenosine deaminase activity; double-stranded RNA adenosine deaminase activity; tRNA-specific adenosine deaminase activity
Source: RefSeq, a predicted model, not a curated record
CCGAAGACAUUGUGAAAGUGCUUGAAUUUGCAGAAAUAUAUUUUCUUCGUUUCCAGAUUUUCUAUAGAGUUUUAUGUACCGAUCGCAGAGUGAAUGUUAACUAAAGAUUCAUAUCAACCUUCAGUAAAGUUCUGAGCUCAAUAUACUUGAAAAUAAGACGAGGAACGAUGGAAGAUCUUCGCAUCCACGCAGAUGACAGCAUGUCAAUGGACCAGUCAGGAUUCGAUGCAGACGUAGAUGAAGACAUGAUAGAUCCUAAUGGUAGCUUAAUGGACCAGGUCAUGGAUGUCCUUCAUUCUGGUGGUUCAUUCACAAUCAGAGGAAUCUUGAACAGCAUUUUAAUGUGCUCAUCUAACAUUCACGUCCAAGACUGCCUCACAUCGCUAGCCUCACAAGGACUAGUAGAAGUAGUUGGGACUAAUCCUAUUAGAUGGCAACUGGUAGGAGGACCUUCAAAACAGCCGACUCCACCCAAGGAAAGUAAUCUUUGUCACUCCCCAAACCCAUCAAUGCAAUAUAGGGUUACAUCUGCAAAUAAUCCCUUUGAUGGUGAUCUUAACUCAAAGCAAGGUCCACCUAGAGGAGUAUCAAACCUGGACCAAUUUGAAAAUAAUUCAUUUGUUAGUGCCAGACAAUACAGUUCUGAUGUCUUUACUUCUCAGCUAGGAAGAAGCCAUUUUGAAAACAACUCAGUCUCUCCACACGAUAAAACUGGUUUCCAAAAACAAGCCAACAUAGGAUGUCCUCCACCUCCUUCGGCCGAGCUGUUUAAGUCUUUGAUGUCACAGUGCAAGUUCCCUUCAGCACCAGUCAAGCAGGCAGGCAGUAACACGAGAAACUCGGAGCCAGCUCUAAAAAAUAAUCGAGGAUUUUUUAACUCUUCAGCAAGUAACCACUUCUCUGCAUCAACGUCUGCAGAAGAAGCCGAUAAUUAUCAUCCAUUGGUUGGAAACUUUGGUUUUGGGUCUAAGCAUUCGUUCAGUAAUUUUCCACAAAGUGGAACAAGCCCUCCAUCUCUUAUGAAUGUUUCUACUCCUCCUGGAAGUAAAUAUCCUGAUAAUAAUUUUUCUCCAAGAAUUGCCCAUCCACCCUCUGGCAGCUCUUCUUUUGGCCAAGACAAUUCUCUUCCAGGACAAGCCAAAAAUAAUCGUUCUAUUGUAAAAGGAAACAAUGCUCCUUCUAUUGCUUGUAACUUCAACCCAUCUUAUGGUCAAGAUAGUUUCUUUUCUCAACCACAUGGAAAAAGUUUUGGUACCUUGAAUCAAGAGGAAAUAAGAUCUCAAAAAACAGCUCUUAGAGAAGAUGCAGGGAACCAUUUUGAAGAAAAUAGGCAGCAGAGCUCAAGCUUUCCUCGACCGCCUUCUGCACAAAUGUUCGAGACGUUGGUAAAGAAGGGUCCACAGUCAUCAAAGCCAGUGUCUUCCAAGAAUCAAAUCAAAAAACUGACAGAGUUGGAGUCGAAGGUGUUAGACUUUAUGAAACAGACAGGAAAGCAGUGUGAUACCUUACAGAUAUCACGUGGUGUUGGAUUGAGAACCAAAAAGGACGUCAAUCCAUCUUUGUAUCGUAUGCAGACUAUGGGGUUGAUUGUAAAGGUGCACGACAAACCACCAACCUGGAAGACAAGACCCGAGAACUUAAGUCUGGUGACGAGUGAAGUUCAUGGGAGCACCACGACUGGUAAGCGGUUUUCUACCAAAAACGCAAACCCCCUUGGUUCUGGAAUAACAAACUAUCCUCAUACCUUCACUGAUGAUAGAAUGCAGAGCACAUCUCAGCCAAUCAAUCCUCUUGGCAAGAGAACUUUAUCAUUAGAAGAUCGUCAACCACAAAAGGUAGUUCACUACGAAGGCACGCCUGACACUCACAAGUCAUUAUCGCCAUCUUCUCAGCCAGAAGUGCAGACCCAAGCGCUGUCAAAAGUAGUGCAUUCAGCGAUCAAUCAAAACCCAGUAAGUGCGUUGAAUGAAUAUGCACAGAAAAAUCGCUUGGAUUUGACAUUUGAGGUCAUCAAUGAAGGGAGAAAUUUCAAUAAGCCGCCUUUUACAAUUGCUGUAGUUUUGGGUGGCCAAAUGUACCCUGCUGCUACCUCAUCAAAUAUGAAAGACGCGAGAAGAGAAGCAUGUGAUAUGGCUCUUAGAGCUCUUCUUGGCCACAACCUAGACCCAGGAAGCCCAACCAACCAGUUAAACCUGUCUCAGCCUAAUUUAUCAAGUCUAAACUGCGCAAGGACCCACUUUGAUAUGAUUGCAGCACUUUCACAGCAUGCAUUUGUCCAGCUUGCUGCCACUAUUCCUGACAAAUUUGCCGGGAGAAAGGUAAUCGCAUGUAUUGUGAUGAAAAAAGGAGCUCAAGAUCCUGGUAUCGUUGUAAGCCUUGGCGCAGGAAACCGCUGUGUUACUGGCCAGCGGUUGAGCAUGGAAGGCAAAGUUGUGAAUGACUCCCACGCAGAGAUCGUUGCUAGGAGAUCUUUGCACCGGUUCUUUUAUUCUCAGCUCAACAGCUUCUACGAUGGCCAUGAGUCUAUCUUCGAGAAGAUGAACAAUGCGACCCUUCUGAAACUCAAGGAAGGCAUUUCAUUCCAUUUGUAUAUCAGCACGGCCCCCUGUGGCGACGGAGCACUGUUUACUCCAAGGCUCGACGAUGUACUAAAAGAACCAGAAGCUCAAGGUCACCAACAUUCCCCAGAAUUCUCAGCCAAAUCUCAAGGAAUUCUAAGGACAAAGAUAGAGGACGGUGAAGGCACUAUUCCGAUUGAUACAAACGAAGGUCCUCAAACUUGGGAUGGUCUUCUUCGUGGGGAGAGAUUGCGUACCAUGUCCUGCAGUGAUAAGAUCUGUCGGUGGAACGUUGUGGGACUUCAAGGCGCUCUUUUAAGCCAUUUCAUAGAGCCCAUUUAUUUAGAGUCCCUAACCUUGGGGUACCUAUAUGAUCAUGGGCAUCUAUCGAGAGCUGUGUGCUGUAGAUUGCAACACAAGGUUGAUCUUGUUGGCGAACUGCCAAAGCCAUUCAAAAUCAACCACCCCUUACUCGGYCGUGUCACUGCAUAUGAAGCAACAAGACACACCGAAAAGACGAACAAUAUGAGCGUAAAUUGGACCACCAAUGACACAGCAGCGGAAGUGACGGAUGGACGAACGGGGGCGUGUUUGUCGAGAACCAAUAACAGUCCUACGCCAUCGCGUAUCUGUAAGGCAUCGUUAUACAACUUGUUCAAAGAAAUCUGCGCCAAAGCACAGAGAAAUGAUCUGCUUCACUCAGAGACUUACAGAGAGGCAAAGGAAAGAGCAACAGGUUUUCAGAGCGCAAAGCGUUUGAUGUUCGAGUGUUUUAGGAAGUCGAAGUAUGGGUCUUGGGUUAGCAAGCCACCAGAGCAAGAAAUGUUCUGAAUAGUCAUGCAUAAGUUUCACAGCGCAAAGCGUUUGAUGUUUUACAGGGACGGCGGGGCUGGGGAGGAGGACUUAGGGCUAUAGCCCCACUAAUAAUUUUGUCGCUAUUUUGGAUUUAUUCGCUUAUUUUCUUUUUGAUAUAAAGUUCAGUAUUUUGAAGAGAUAUCUGAAAUAUUAGCCCCCCAAUCCAAAACGCGCUCCGCGGCCCCUGUUUUAGGAGGUGGAAGUUAGGGUCUAUAAAAAGGAAAUGUCGCAACAUGCUUCUCCUUCAGUAAUGGAUUAGAGUCUUGAUUGAUAUUACAUUACCUAUCUUGA